Molecule: messenger RNA, 2182 nt
Organism: Drosophila elegans
Lineage: Eukaryota; Metazoa; Arthropoda; Insecta; Diptera; Drosophilidae
Product: glucose-6-phosphate 1-epimerase
Exons: 7
Coding region: 440-1360 (306 amino acids)
Biological process (GO): carbohydrate metabolic process
Molecular function (GO): isomerase activity; carbohydrate binding
Source: RefSeq, a predicted model, not a curated record
UAAGCUGGUUUAGUUCCAAUCGGUCGCUCGGCGCUGCAUCCAAAGUCCGGAUCCACGACACUUUCGCUGCCGACGUUUUUUGCACGAGUUUUUUCCAUACGUAUUUGUUCAUUGACAAAAACUCAAGCUGCGCUCUGUGCGUGCGUGUGUGUGCCCGUGUGUGUGUGCGUGUGUGUGAGCGCGCCCAUUUGUGUGAGUGCGGUGCUUUGUGUGCAGAAUAAUUUUUGCAAACAUUAUGUAAAUGCGCAAAUUAAAGUUCAAUCGACGCCAGUUUUGAGUACGAAACCAGAUCGCCUUGCUUUAAGUGCCACGGAGCAACAGUUUUAUUUUGAAUAAAUAUCUAAAAUAACUCCUAAAGCUCCCACACACACAAAGCAACACACAGUUAGGAUCUUGGCAGAUCCGGCGGAUAUACAUUUACCGUUACGAAAAUCUAAAAAUGGCCACGACAGCGGCCGCAAUGGCCGCCACCAGUGUUGUUGUUCUCGAUCGCGGUAACAACACCACUUGCACCAUCAACUUGCACGGUGCCACAGUUGUGUCCUGGCGGGUAAACAAUCAGGAGCAGUUGUUUGUCAGCAAACUGGCCUCCUUUGAUGGCAAGAAGGCGAUACGUGGCGGGAUUCCCUUUGUCUUUCCCCAGUUCGGAGCUUGGUCCUUCGGGCCGCAGCAUGGAUUUGCGAGGAUUACGCGGUGGCAUCUGGAGAGACCGCCGGACAGGCUGCACAACGGCGAUGUGGAGGCCAUAUUCUCGCUCAUGGACAACGACUUCACACGCUCCAUCUGGAACUAUCAGUUCCGCAUCACCUACCGGCUGAUCCUGCGCGAAAAGGAGCUCCACUUCCACAUCGGCGUCUAUAACCCCAGCAAGGAAUUGAGCUUCACCUUCAACAUGCUGCUGCACACCUACCUAAAGGUGCCCGAUGUCCGGCGGUGUCAGAUCACGGGUCUCCAGGGCUGCCACUUCAUCGACAAGACGCGGGAGAACGCGAUCUACCAGGAGGGACGCGAGGUGGUGACCGUAAACGAGUGGACCGACAGGAUCUAUCAGCACACGCCGCAGGAGCACGUCAUCACGAACGUGGUGUCCGGACGCAAGAUGAGACUGCACAAAUACAAUUUCCCCGACACGGUGAUCUGGAACCCUUGGAUCGAUCGAUCGCGUGAGAUGAGUGACUUCGGGGACGACGAGUUCCCCAACAUGUUGUGCGUGGAGGCGGGCAAUGUGACCUCGCCGGUGAUCCUGCUGCCGGGCACCGCCUUCGAGGCCAGCCAGAUCCUUCAGCAAUUCAAGUGUCCCUAUACUAUAAACUCAUCCAACUGGAAAAGCAAUCUAACCGACCUCAUAAAAUACGACUAGAGUCACUCUAUCCACCUCCAUAUUCCAAUUCCAAUUCUUUACUUUGCAUGCAAUCAGAUCAUCAUCGAGGGCAAUGUUAGUCGCAAGACGAAGAGGAAUCGCUAGCGUUUAAAGAAUCGGAACCCAAUGAGGUAAACCGAUUCGCAACCAUGUCAAAGCGCACUUUUUCACAGAGAUCCUGGGCCGAUGGAUGGCUCCACCAGAUGAGGAUCAGCUUCGGAAGAAGGAGACGGAGGAAGAGGAGGAGGAGAAUCAGGAUGAGGAGGAGGAAUAAAAUAUUUGGUUGUUUCCGCACGGUCUCUAGACUCUAAUCUAUUUCUUAAGUAAUCGUAAAUCCCUCUCUAGCAAUAUGUGUUGUGCAAGCAAUUAUAAAGGAAUAACUUCGUUGACCAUCCUUAGUUUGUGCCUAAUUGGAACUGACUUUAAUGACAUUCCUAGCCAGGGAAAAGACCCUAAAUUAAAAUGUGCAUUGGUAGUUAUUUAAUCAGGUUUUAUGAAGCAGAAAGUGAAGCUACAGGAAUAAAAGGCUUUUGAUCGAAUAGCAGUGGCACUUAAUCUUUGUUACUCUAAAAGUUAUUUCCAUUCAUUGUGAUGACCUCACUUUCUAGUUUUAAAUCUUAUUCAACAAAUAUUGAUGAACUUAACUAAUGAGUAAUGGGCACUACUAACUCUGGUCAGCACCCACUUCAUAAACGUGUAUACGAUUGCAUCUAGAUAACUUACAUAAUGUUUUAAACCUAAUAUGUGUAAAAUACUAAAAGCAAUUAUCUGUACCAAUUAAUAUAAUAAUCUAUGCAAUUAAAUGUAAUUGUAACUAUGAAA